This is a messenger RNA of Pocillopora verrucosa, 3195 nucleotides long. Its product is annotated as inner centromere protein-like. Lineage: Eukaryota; Metazoa; Cnidaria; Anthozoa; Scleractinia; Pocilloporidae. The record is from RefSeq and is a predicted model, not a curated record.
UUGUAUAAAGGGAGAACAAGUGCCAACGAGUGUAUCACAAAUAUAAAGUCGCUUGUGUCAUAAAGUCGUGUGGUGUUUGGUGUCCGCUGACUCAAGUCAGAGAAGAAAUAUUUCUUCAGUCAAGAGCAUAUGUGCAAAGUCAGAAAGUCUAAAAAAUGACAAAUCAUCUGGGAGCGCAGUCUUUGACCGAAGAUAACCAAGUGGUUUCAAUUGAGUUACCAAAUGGAUCAACAGAAAAGAUUGAAGUCCGCGAUAAACGGAACGCGACUGUCAGGGACUUAAAGGUCACCUGUGAGUUGCAAUUUGGUAUCCCAUGUAAUCUACAGCAAGUCAGCGCUUUGAAAAACCCAAACCAGGAGUUAAACGACUGGAUGCCCCUCACAGAAGCUAUUCAGAUGAUGGGCAAUGAUGCUGUCGUUGUCGUUAAAGUACCUGUGUGGUGGAACAAGUUUAUUUGCGUUUGCUUGAACAAUGAUAUCGAGAACGUUUGCAUAAGAACUAAGCUUCCUAUGCAACAGAUCAGUAAAGAGGAGCGAUUGUUUGUCGCUUUUUACAUCGCUUGCUGCGGUGGACAUGAAAAAUUACUGGAGCGGCUCCAAACUAUGGACAUUCAGUGCGACCAUCAAACAACUACUCGAGCGGGUAGGAAUCUUUUUCACGCUGCUGCAGCAAGUGGAAAGGUAAACUGUGUGGAGUUUGUGGCCAAACAUUUGAUCAAACCAUCAAAGGAGAACUUAACACUAAUAGACAUUAAUAGAGAGACCCCGAUUGAUAUUGCGCGACGAUUAAAUUAUAGCGAGACGGAAAGAUUACUUUAUAAAUACAUGUAUAAUGAAAAGGGCGAACGAAUGGAACGCAAUUCCGCCGAGUCUGGAAUAGAUUUGAGCGAAGAAAGCGAGUCAGAGGACUCUGUGGAAGAAAAAAACCGAUCAAGAGGAAACAUUUCCGCAUGCGAAGGACAAGAUGAUGGUGACAGCAGAAGUGCAGAUGUGAUUAAACCAAUUUGUGUCAAGGACGAGGAAUUAGUGAUCACCGAGUGUGACGAAGGAUUGAGUUUUGCUGUGAACUCGAAAUCAGAACAGGUGACGCCCCCAAAUUCACAUGUUGGAGUGAAUCAACAAGAUGGCUUGGCAACGUGUGAGAGGAGCCUUCAACAAGUGCACAGUCCAUGUUCUUCAGAAAGCUCUGACGAGUCGUCAAAUAUUUCCCACAGGCCGAGUAGACCGCAAACCCUUAAUGUGCAAUCCAAUCAACACUUGCUCCAACGGCGGUUUAAGGAAACCGAUCCUUACAGGCCAAAGAGCGCGCGAACUGUGCGCUGUCCGAAAAUCUACCUCGAGGAAGAGGAAGAAACUGAUGUAAAUGAAAAUCAUCUGCCUCCUUUAGAAGGCCAAACACAGAAACCUCAUGCCCUUGGAAACGUCCUGAGCUCAUCCGCGUCUAACCUGCAAAUUAGGAGAAUGAAACAAGCUCUUGUACGAACUAACAGCGGGCCGAAUUCUCCCAUGUUGAAUCGACGAUUGAAUCCGACGGAAGAGUCACCUACCGAUGAUUUUGUCUCGAAAAGCGCGCCAGGUUCUCCACAGAGUCCACGAUUGUUGUUCAAGCCAUCGCGCAGUACCGCUCCGGUUUCGCCAAAAUUUUCAAGAGCACUGCUGGAUCGAAGACGCGGCUCUGAGCCGGUAGCAGCUAUGAACAAGAUGAAUGGUGUCAGGUUUCCUCGCACGACCAUUACAGCUGAUCUACACGGAGACAUCAAGGGACAACCUGCCUCUCCUAUAAUGUUCAGAAGAGGCAAGGCAAGGUCUGUUUGUGAGGUUAGUCUAGCCGAUUCCCUAAAAGAUCUACGCUGUUACAAAGAUAUGGACGAAGAGGAACGACUGGAUCGACCCUGGAAUGCAUGGAUUGCAGUCAGGAAGGAAUCCUUACAAGCUGUAAGCCCUGAGCCUAUAUUUGAUUCACGAAAGAAGUCUUUCCAACAAUGGCUCAGCGAAAAGGAUCUUAGUCACUUGAGGGGACUCUUUGCAAAAGCUCAAGAGGCUGCUAAGACAAACGAGAAACAAGCAAAAUUGCUCAAGGGAAAAUCUUUUGAAGAAUGGUUAGAGGACAAGCAGCGAGAGUAUGAGAGGGAAAAAGAAAAGGAGAAAGGUUUGGAAGACCAGCAGAAACAGCAAGAGGACAAGAAGAACCAGCGAAGGAGAAUGUCUCAAGCCAAGUACGACAAAUGGCUGCAGCAGAAGGAACGCGACGCUCUGUUGAUGGAAGAAAAAAGAGAGCAAAUGGCAAAACAAAAACACGAAUUUUUGAAAAAGAAGUGGGAAGAAGAAGAUGAAAUGAAGAAAAAUUGUAAACAGCCGCUAGGCCGAACUCAGAGUUUACCUGUGGAGGACCGGGCACUACCAACUCGACAAGUAAUAAACAAACAUAGAUUUACAAGUUUAAAGUAGCUUCUAACUCACACUAUAGGAAUAUUUUCUCCAUCCUUUAGAGUAGUGUAAACAUAAUGUUUUCUGUUCGAAGUUUGAAUGUAAUUAUGUAUCUGUUAGGUUUUGCUGUCUCUUUUUCCUCAGCACAACUAAUUCACUCUUAUGCACACUAUGAAUGAUCAUAAGGGAAUAUUUUCUAGUUUGAGAUAAGGUUUCUCUCGCUUUCGCAGGUGACGGUGGUUCACUUUUGUCUCCCGAUGAUUUCUUACGUUUAAAAUAGUUACUUACAGUUACGGAAAGGGAACAGUCUGACUGUAAAUUUAAAGGCACACCUGAUAUUCAGUAAAGUCUGUUCACCUCGAGAUGAUAUUUAGCGAUGCCACCGACAUAGCACAUCACAAGAGUGGUGUUGUUACUUGUGACAAAAUUAGGCCAACGACGAUAAUAUUGCUCAUAGAACCUGAUUCAAGCUUCGCGAGAAAUAGCUAAAAACGUUAACAAAUUGUUUUUUCAAUUGAUAAUGGUAGCUUAGACUGGUUAGGUUUCGUAUCAAGCUGUUCAGCUAAGAGGAAAAGAGAAGUGUGAUUAAGUUUGUGGUAAGUGUAUUUAUUUCUCAGCACACAAUACAUUUGAGGUGUCAGUUGAACAUUUAUGAAGACCGUAGGGUAAUUGUAGUUUAGGACAAGCUUGUUAUAAGUGAUUUACAAAGGGUAGAUCUGAAUUGAUAAGGUUAAUUUCAAAUCGAAUUAAAUAAAUUAAUUGAUUCAUA